UUCUGCUUCACUUCAAGUAAGAAUACAUGUUCAUUUUAACAGUUCCAUACAUAUCCAAAACCAAAAUUGUUAAUCAAUUAUAAAUAAUAAUUACAAAUUCAGAAGUGCAGGUACUUAAAGAAAAUCUCAUUUCACAAAGGAUUUUAAUAAAUGCUGACAAUAUUUCUGAAUUGUUAUGGCGUUUAACGACGUACAGAUCCUAUUAAAUAUUUAUUUGCUUCAUUAAUUUAUUUAAAGUGUGAUUGUCUUAAAGAAAUGCAUUAAUUGCUCUGAGCGCCGAGCACUUUCUUUUAAUGACAGAUGAUGUAACAAACCAUUGCCGACAUAUAUAUGACAGCUGUUAUUAUUGCCAUCAGUUCAGCGCCAUGAUGUGUACCCGUACAUUCACGCUGAUUCUUGGACUAUUUUACACCACCAACAGAGUAUAUUCGAAUCACAUCACCUUAUGGAAGAGAAACGAAAAAUUUGAUGAUAAAAUAUUUGCGAACCAACUUAAUGUCACUGAAGAACCUCUGCACGCUAUGUCUGCGAUAUCUUGCGGACGACUGUGUUCCAAUCUCCCGAAGUCCUCGGCUUUUUCCUAUCAAAACAAUGGCUGCUACUGUUACAACAGCAAACCAACGAACAAUCAUCCAGUAACAAUUCUGAAAGGAGCUGAGUUUUAUUCUAAAGAGCCGAUUGCAAAAUCUAUUGAGUGUGCGCACAAAAUUUACACAUACCUUAGUGACGUCAAUCUCUGCUUGAAGGAUUAUACCGAUCUGAGGAAUUUCACAGACGCUGCCGAUAAAUGCCAGUCAGACGGGGCCGAUCUCAUAACGAUAGACACUGCUGAAAAACUCCAGGUGUUUCCGGGACUUCUUUCCAUCAAUCGUUACUACUGGAUUGGGUUGGAAAUGAAAGACGGCUGGAAAUGGACUCGUAACAGCUCAUUGGUAUUUAAUGAAAGUCUGUGGUUUCCUGGGGAACCUAACUCCCGAAAACAACUUUGCGGAUCUUUCUUAUACCGAUAUGUCGAUGAAGUUUUAACGACGGGUAUUUUUGAUAACUUGUGUUCAUCAGAAUCAAUGUAUAUCUGCGAAUUGUAAACUGUUAAUUCAAUUCGUGUAUAUCAUAAUGACAUUGUGAUACAUUUAUUGUAUAUUCGUAACAAGUCCAGACAAGAGAGAAUAUAGUACAUUUUUUUAGUGUAUACCAUAAAACCUUAAUUGUCCUAGCAUUGAAAAGUCAUGAGAAUUCACACAAAGUAUCAUGAACCAGUAAAUAAUGAAAUAAUAUGCAUGUUUACUGUUUUCAAAGGAAAAUUAUAACGUCAGCUUCAGGAUUAUCGUUUUUCGGGAAGAUUGACAUUUUCUCAUAGCCUUCAAAGAGGAAUAUGUAUGUAGACCUGUCGAACACAAUGAAAUGAGAAUAUCUUUAUAUGAAAACACAAGAUAAUUAUAUCAUCUGAAUUUGGUUGUAGCGACUGCUGUAGACAUAUUUACCAUUUGAAAAACUAAGGAGAAAUCUGUGUCUUUUGCUAACUUUGAAAGAAAAACGGGAUGUGUAACUACGUUAGGAGGGAAAUUAAUACCGAUUUUUAUCGUCUAGUAUUCUUGUGUAAAUCAAAAUAUCUAGUACAUUAAUUAAAUAUACAUUUUAGUUUCAUGAUAUAUUCAAAAGCUACUCAAAAAGGAUGAAAUAGUAAAAUAAUACAGAAACUAAUACUUCCUAUUUAUCUUUCAUAUAUUUUUUGAUGUGCGACAAAGUAAACCUUAGUUUCUGUAUACAAGUACAUGCAUCAUUACCACGUGCUCUACAAAUGAUCACACAUAAACUAACAAAGAUUUAUAGCAAGUUGCUUCGAAGACAAGAAAUUUAUCGACCAUUUUGAUGCACGACACUGUGAAAUUUUGUUGGUUAAACAU
Magallana angulata is the source of this 1904-nucleotide messenger RNA. RefSeq lists its product as uncharacterized. The transcript is spliced from 4 exons. NCBI's taxonomy places the organism in Eukaryota, Metazoa, Mollusca, Bivalvia, Ostreida, Ostreidae. The record is from RefSeq and is a predicted model, not a curated record. The coding region runs from base 294 to 1085 and encodes 263 amino acids.